UAGUUACUAGUUCCCCAAAAAUAUAUUUUAUCAUGGCUAAAUAAAUGUAGCCGUGAAUAUUAUACAUAAUUCGUGGUCCUAACUUUAGUACAUAUUUCACACUGAGCACCCCUGGUUGUUUUGUUUAUAUUUUAUCCAUUAUCAUUUCACAUAUUUUGUCAUCAGCUUAAUCAAAUUUCCCUUUGAAUUACUAUUUAGUAUUUACCAUUAGACAAUUUAAAAUUUUUAAAAAACGUAAUUUAUUCUUAUAUCGUUAAAUUAUCUAUAUUAAUUUUGUAAACGAAUAGCUUAAUUUUUAUUUUAUUUAUAAUGAAGUCCACUAUACUUUCAUGUUUUGUAUUAAUCUUAGGUUUUUCAUUCUUGCAUAAAGUAAGUGGAAUCCAAUGCUACCAGUGUUCUACAAGUAGCGACCCAAAGGGAUCUGAUAAUUGUGGUGCAUACGAAAAAUUCCACAAGGAUCGUCAUGUCUCGGUAGAAUGCACCAGUGAUGAAUCUCAUACGCCAGGCACAUUUUGUGUUAAAGUAACGAAACAAGGUCUCCGAGGAUUUAUAUGGGAUGGUCGUUGGAGAAAUGUGAUCCGCCGUUGUGGAUCGGUUUCAGAUACGGGUGUAACUGGUGUAUGCAACUGGGGAGUUGAAUGGAAUGGAGUCUAUUGGGAAGAAUGUUACUGUUCUGAAGAUAACUGUAAUUCAUCCACAAACAUUACACCAUUAUCCGUCAUAACAACCACAUUGUGUUCAUUAAUUACUAUGUACAUAUUAAGAAAUUGAUCUAAACUUAUUUUUAAUCUCGUAACGAAUUCCGUCCAAACUUUAUAGUGUUGAUCACUACAUUUUUUUAUACAUUUUAUAAUUCACUUAAUUAUUACUUUUAAAAUAUAAACUGUUAUAUUUUAUAAACAAUUUUAAAUGGCUUGUUAUCUUUUUAAAAAUGCCUGUCUUCUCCAUUACCUGAAUCUGGAACCAAUUAUCAAUGCUUUGUACACUUUGUUAAUUUAGUAUCUGGUAUGAAUGUACAAUGUAGAGAAUUACUUUUGGAAAUACAUAUAGUUUCAUUACA
This is a messenger RNA of Myzus persicae (green peach aphid), 1060 nucleotides long. RefSeq lists its product as uncharacterized. NCBI's taxonomy places the organism in Eukaryota, Metazoa, Arthropoda, Insecta, Hemiptera, Aphididae. Gene Ontology annotation, biological process: sleep; regulation of synaptic transmission, cholinergic; positive regulation of voltage-gated potassium channel activity. The transcript has 3 exons. The record is from RefSeq and is a predicted model, not a curated record. Bases 310 to 771 code for a protein of 153 amino acids.